This is a messenger RNA of Solanum dulcamara, 1857 nucleotides long. RefSeq names its product catalase. The transcript has 8 exons. Gene Ontology annotation, biological process: response to hydrogen peroxide; hydrogen peroxide catabolic process. Gene Ontology annotation, cellular component: cytoplasm; peroxisome; plasma membrane. NCBI's taxonomy places the organism in Eukaryota, Viridiplantae, Streptophyta, Magnoliopsida, Solanales, Solanaceae. Bases 94 to 1572 code for a protein of 492 amino acids. Gene Ontology annotation, molecular function: heme binding; catalase activity. The record is from RefSeq and is a predicted model, not a curated record.
AUAAGUUGCUCUUUUCCACUAUCAACACACCAAACAAAAACUGUAUACUGAUCAAAAGGCUCUCUCUUCAAUUCUCCUUUCAUUUCCAUCAUUAUGGAUCUCUCUAAGUAUCGCCCUUCAAGCGCAUACGAUGCCCCUUUCUUGACAACAAAUGCUGGUGGUCCUGUGUACAACAAUGUAUCUUCCUUAACUGUUGGACCUAGAGGGCCUGUUCUUCUUGAGGAUUAUCAUCUAAUAGAGAAGCUUGCGACUUUUGAUCGCGAGAAGAUACCUGAGCGUGUUGUUCAUGCUAGAGGUGCUAGUGCUAAGGGAUUCUUUGAAGUCACUCAUGAUAUUUCUCAUCUUACCUGUGCUGAUUUUCUCCGAGCUCCUGGUGCUCAAACACCUGUUAUUGUCCGUUUCUCUACUGUUGUCCAUGAACGUGGAAGCCCCGAAUCCAUUAGGGAUAUUCGGGGUUUUGCUGUCAAAUUUUACACCAGAGAGGGUAACUUUGAUCUGGUUGGAAACAAUGUCCCUGUCUUCUUUAAUCGUGAUGCAAAGUCGUUCCCUGACACGAUUCGUGCAUUGAAACCAAAUCCAAAGUCACACAUUCAGGAAAACUGGAGGAUCCUUGAUUUCUUCUCUUUCCUUCCUGAGAGUUUGCAUACAUUCGCCUUCUUCUACGAUGAUGUUUGUCUCCCGAUAAAUUACAGACACAUGGAAGGUUUUGGUGUUCACGCGUAUCAAUUGAUCAACAAAGCUGGGAAAGCACAUUAUGUGAAGUUCCACUGGAAGCCAACUUGUGGUGUCAAAAGCAUGUCAGAGGAAGAAGCUAUUAGGGUCGGAGGCACCUGUCAUAGCCACGCGACCAAGGAUCUCUACGAUUCAAUUGCUGCUGGAAACUAUCCUGAGUGGAAACUUUUCAUCCAAAUUAUGGACCCUGAGGAUGUAGACAAAUUCGAUUUUGACCCUCUUGAUGUAACCAAGACAUGGCCUGAGGAUAUCUUGCCUUUGAUGCCAGUUGGUCGAUUGGUGUUGAAUAGAAACAUUGAUAACUUCUUUGCUGAGAAUGAACAGCUCGCGUUUAAUCCUGGACAUAUUGUCCCUGGUAUUUACUAUUCUGAGGAUAAGCUUCUCCAGACUAGGAUAUUCGCGUAUGCUGAUACUCAGAGACACCGUAUUGGGCCAAACUAUAUGCAGCUCCCAGUUAAUGCUCCCAAAUGUGCUCAUCACAACAAUCACCGCGAUGGUGCCAUGAACUUCAUGCAUCGCGAUGAAGAGGUGGAUUAUUUGCCGUCAAGGUUUGAUUCUUGUCGUCCUGCUGAGCAGUACCCAAUUCCUUCUUGUGUCUUGAAUGGAAGGCGUGAAAUGUGUGUCAUUCAGAAAGAGAACAACUUCAAGCAGGCAGGGGAGAGAUACAGAUCCUGGGAACCUGACAGGCAAGACAGAUACAUCAGCAAAUGGGUUGAGUCUUUAUCCGAUCCACGAGUCACUCAUGAGAUCCGCAGUAUAUGGAUAUCAUACUUGUCUCAGGCUGACAAGUCUUGUGGUCAGAAGGUCGCCUCUCGUCUUACUGUGAAGCCUACAAUGUGAAGAUGAUCGAAAAUAAUUGGAAUGGUUUCAAGUUGCAAAUGCUGAAGGACUAAUACAAGAAAACUUCCGCUGUGCUAUAAACUCUACUUUUUUAAUCAUAAUGUGUUGUAUUUGUAUCGAAUUUCGAUGUCUUGUGUUUUUACUAUGAUGAUGUUGGGAACCUGAAUAAGUUCACAAGUUGUAUGUUCAAUGUUUCACUUUUUUUUUAAGUCAUGUUGAGUACUUGUUCACUUGGUACUUGAAGUACACACACUCAAUGUCAAUAAUACCACUUUCAUUUCUGUA